AUGGAAUCCUCCGAUCUGGAAGUGUCCACGCCGGGGAUGAGCGUGAAACAGAUCGGGGAGAAUUAUAGACGCCUCCUCGAGGAGAUCGAUCGGAAGAAGGCGGCUAGAGGAAACGAUGGAGACGCGAAGAAGAAUGCGGAGAAGAUGAGAAUGGUUCGAAGGCAUAAAGAGAGUGACUCUUCAGACGAGGAGAUGAAGAUCGCCAAGGAACAAGUGAAACGCCUCAUGGAGAAAGCCGUAGCCAUCCCGGAGAAUGGAGACGCCACGAAGAUAGAGGAUUCCAAGGCGGAGAUAGAGGAUUCCAAGGUGAAGAUAGAGGAUUCCAAGGCGGCGGAGGUGGACGAGACAAUGUUCCCAAGGCGUAGAGGGAGAUUUAUCAGGUAUUUAAGGCGGCAGAGGUCCGAAUCACAGGAUUCCGCCGCCUUCCAAAUCCGGGAGAAUAUGACUUCGACUUUGACAUCGGAGGAAUCGUUCAUGAGUUACUCAGACGACUCCGUGGAAUAA
Molecule: messenger RNA, 504 nt
Organism: Arabis nemorensis
Lineage: Eukaryota; Viridiplantae; Streptophyta; Magnoliopsida; Brassicales; Brassicaceae
Source: the annotation of a GenBank genome assembly